UUACUGUGCGUCUGGAGUACGUGAUUGGUCUUCGCCGCGUAGAAGGGUUCGGUUAUUCAGCCGCAGACAGUCGACGUGGAUACUAGCAGCAGCAGCAGGAUGUUCCCUCGAGAUGUGUACACCUUCUUCGACGAGGACGAACAGACGUGGCGUGGACGGAAUGUCCCACCGCUGUGCAAUCCGAACCAAGGGGUUGGUCAACUGGUAUGGCGUUUGCUAGAUCGGGCUCCGUGGAAGAUCGCCCAGAUCAGUGCCGAGACUAACCGUCGGGUAACCUACCACGAGAUGCGCUUGAGGUCAAUCCGGGUGGCGCAGAAUUUGUCCGCGAUUGUGGGCAUCGAGAAAGGGGACAUGGUAACCAUUGUGGCUCGCAAUAAUGAAAACGUGGCUCCUAUCGUGUUCGGAUGUUUCAUGUUGGGGACUCCGAUGAAUACGCUAGAUCCGGGGUUUCACCGAGAGGACUUCGCCCACAUGUUCGAAAGCAUCAAACCGAAGUUGGUGAUUUGCGAAGGCGAUCUGGUGGAUGAAAUGGUUGGAGCAUUCGAGAUGGUGGGCAUCGAGCCGGAGCUAAUCGUGUUUGGACCGAGGAUCAACGGGUAUGGAAAAGUUGAUGACCUGUUGGUUGAAACUGGCACGGAGAAAUACUUCCUGCCUGUCAACAUUGACGACCCGGCUAACGAGUUGGCGAUCGUGCUUUGUUCAUCGGGUACUACCGGUAGAUCCAAGGGUGUUUGCCUUUCGCAUAGUCUGUGCGUGGCAAAUAUGACGGGUAUUUGGACAUGCUACGAGUCAGACCGUGUACUCUGCUUGAGUUCCCUAUAUUGGAUAUCUGGGAUUGGGACGCUCAUGACGGCGACGGCCGCUGGUGCAACUCGAAUCAUCACUACGGUACCAUUCAGUGCGGGAAUGAUGAUCAGUCUUAUCGAACAGUUCAGGGUGAGCGUAAUCUUCUUUCCUCCGUCGCACGCGUUGGCAAUUUUGAACGAACCAACCAUCGGAAUGGCGGACUUCUCCAGCAUGCGUAUGGUUCUAUGCGGCGGAGGACCGGUGUCCGCGGACCUAAAACGGUCCUUUGAAAUGUAUUUGCCGAAGGGUCGAUUGCAUGUCGUAUAUGGGUUGUCAGAAUUGGGUGGAGCGGGUUGUAUGAGCGAAAUAGCUUACAAGAACGGAUCGGUUGGGAUACUUUCCAAUGGAGUAGUGGCCAAGAUCGUAGACGAAGAAGGCAACGCACUUCCGUUCAACGAAGAAGGAGAAUUGUUCGUUAAGUCGCAGUUUAUUUUCAUGGAAUAUUACGGAAAUCCGGAGGCAACUGAGGAAAUGAAGUCAGAAGAUGGUUGGUUGCAAACUGGAGACAUUGCCCGGGUAGAUGAGGAUGGAUUGUUCUAUAUCGUGGACCGCAAGAAGGACAUUAUCAAGUACGCAGGCUACCAGAUUUCGCCGACGGAGAUCGAAAUGGUAAUUAUGAAGAUUCCCGGAGUGGUGGCAGUUUGUGUCACGGGAAUUCCAGUGCCAGGGAACGAUCUGCCGGUUGCGUUGGUGGUGAAGGCACUGGACUCCGAGGUGACAGAGGAGAAGAUCAUUGAGACGGUGGCGGAGAAUAUGGUGGAUUUCAAACAUCUUAGGGGUGGCGUUUAUUUUGUGAAUGCUUUUCCGAUGACACCUUCUGGCAAGAUUUUGCGGCGUACGUGUCGAGAUAUUGCAGUUGAGUUGUAUAAUGAGACUCACAAUUGAAUGUGUUUUUUAUGAUACAUCAGCUGGUUCUUGUCACCUAUGAAAUGAUAUACAUAUAGCAGUAGCAAAAUCUACUUAUUUAUUUAUUUAUUAUGCUCAUCUAGCAAGUCUACAUGAAUGGUUUAGGUAAUAAAACUUCUAUUAAUUCAG
This is a messenger RNA of Aedes aegypti (yellow fever mosquito), 1881 nucleotides long. RefSeq names its product probable 4-coumarate--CoA ligase 1. Lineage: Eukaryota; Metazoa; Arthropoda; Insecta; Diptera; Culicidae. Gene Ontology annotation, biological process: fatty-acyl-CoA biosynthetic process; long-chain fatty acid metabolic process. The coding region runs from base 100 to 1731 and encodes 543 amino acids. Gene Ontology annotation, molecular function: long-chain fatty acid-CoA ligase activity. The transcript is spliced from 2 exons. The record is from RefSeq and is a predicted model, not a curated record.